Triticum dicoccoides is the source of this 2028-nucleotide messenger RNA. RefSeq names its product disease resistance protein RGA5-like. The coding region runs from base 1 to 2028 and encodes 675 amino acids. The record is from RefSeq and is a predicted model, not a curated record. The transcript is spliced from 2 exons. Gene Ontology annotation, biological process: defense response to other organism. NCBI's taxonomy places the organism in Eukaryota, Viridiplantae, Streptophyta, Magnoliopsida, Poales, Poaceae. Gene Ontology annotation, molecular function: ADP binding.
AUGUUUGCCGAGUUCUUUGCAUCGGGUGCAAAGUACCCGGGGUUGGAUGAAAAGCAGCUGAUCGACAAACUCCGAGAAUUACUUGAGAACAAGAGGUACUUGAUUGUUAUUGAUGACAUAUGGGACAAAAGAACAUGGGAACUAGUCAAGACCGCUUCGGUGUGUAAUAAUAAUGGAAGCAGGAUAAUCACAACUACUCGUAUACUCAAAGUUGCCACAAUGACCAGUGAAGUAUACAAGCUACAACCACUUUCUCCUUGUUUAUCCAAGGAGUUAUUUCAUAGAAGAUUAUCUUGUGAUGAAAUAGAAUGGCCUAAUCAUCUGCCUACAGAGGUAUACGAUAAAAUUUUACAUAAAUGUGGUGGUGUACCAUUGGCUAUAAUCACAAUAGCUAGUUUGCUCGUCGGUAAACCUAUGGAGUUUUGGUCUAAGGUAUACACUUCAAUUGGUUUCAGGCAUGAAGAAAAUGAACACGUGGAGAACACGAGACAAAUACUUUUAUUUAGCUAUUAUGAUCUGUCUUGUCACCUAAAGACUUGUUUAUUGUAUCUGAGCAUAUACCCCGAAGAUAAUCUGAUUGAAAAAGAUAGUUUGAUAUGGAAGUGGGUCGCCGAAGGUUUUAUCCAUGAGGAACCAGGGGUAGGACUAUUCGAGAUUGGUGAGAGGUACUUCAACGAGUUGGUGAACAAAAGCAUGAUAAUGCCGGUAGAGGGGUCCCUGUAUCUUGGCAUCAAAAGGCAUGUUGGCAUCAUAACUGGAUGCCGCAUCCAUGACAUGAUUCUGGAUAUGAUAUGCCUAUUGUCAAAUGAACAAAAUUUUGUUACUGUAUUAGAUAAUAACGAGCAAUAUACAACUUCACAUUGCAAUGCUCAUAGGCUAGCCGUUCAUCGUAGAGUUCAACCCUUGGCUAGCACAUCCGCAUCACGAGCAAGGUCACUUAGUGCCAUGUGCAAUGCUGAGAUGUUGCCAUCACUUUCAUGCUUUGAAGUUUUGCGUGCCCUAGCUUUAGAAGGCCCCACUAAUUCGUGCAACCCUGACCAUCUUGAGCAUGUUGGAAAUUUAGUUCACUUGAGGCACCUUAAACUAGCAAGCAUGGGCAUCUGUGAGGUCACAAAGGAAAUAGGAUAUCUAAAGUUCUUGGUGGUAUUGGACCUGGGUCGAAAUAGCAUAAGUGAACUUCCAGAGAGUAUUGGUCGACUAAGUAAACUCAAGUGCUUGAACAUCUGCCAAACAGACAUUAAAGUGCCAUAUUGGAUCACGAAUCUGACUUCCCUAGAAGAGCUAUGUCUAUAUAAAGUUGAUGAGCAAUCGAACUUUGUGACGGAGUUGGGCAAGUUGAUAGAGUUGAGGAAGCUCCGCACUUCUAACACUUUAGAACUAUGGAGUGACAGCGCAAGGAAUGCUUGGGCGGAGUCUAUAGCUAAACUGAAUAAGAUCCAAGUCAUUGACAUUAAUGUUAUUGGUUCGUUUAGAGUUCCUGGUGAUGAGAGCCCCUGGAAACGGUAUGCCCUCUCUCCACAACUCCGUGUUCUACACAUGGCCUAUGGAGAACCUGGGCCAGUUGCAAGGAUCAAUCCACGGCUUCUUCCAAACCUCUCCCAUUUGGAACUAUUUGUAUACACUUCGGAACUGGAGGUCUUUGCAAGUUUCCGAGAGCUUGUUACCCUCAAGCUAUGCACGUGGUCAGCUCUCCAUCAUGACACCAUGGGCGGUGCCGGUGCAUUCCCCAAGCUGAGGGUAUUCAAGACAGAAGCAACGAUUGGCUCGUUUCUAGAGGGUGAUAUGCCCAUCCUUGAAUCUCUCCAGUUCCGCGUGGUUGCGCAGUCCAAUGAUGAUGGCAUCAGCUUUGACUUUGACUUUGAUAGCCUAAGGAACCUCCCUUUGCUUCAGUCUGUCAGAGUCUUUUUAUUUGCCCAUCCAGCGGACCACAAGAAGGCUGAGGAAAUGAUGAGGCGUGCAAUUGAUAUGCUUCCCAACCGUCCCAGCCCUCGCAUCCAUUCAUAUGAUAUAAUAAUAAAUAGGAGGUAA